GGAGUACGACCACGAUGGCACGAUAUCUUACUAUCUUUAAUAGUUAAUUCAGAUUAUUUCAGAAUUCUUACUUCUUACUUCUAAGUUCGUGACUCCGUGUCCCAGGCAAUUAGACGAAUAUCCACAUCACAAUGGCUGAAAACACCGCAGAAGUUGAGCACAAGGCUAAAAGGCCUUUCCGUAAAUUCACAUUCCGUGGCGUUGACUUGGACCAGCUUUUGGACAUCCAGGGAGAACAAUUGAUCGAGCUGUUGCACUCACGUGCUCGCAGGCGUUUCUCACGUGGUGGACUUAAGCGUAAAGAGUCAGCAUUGGUGAAGAAAUUGCGCAGAGCAAAGAAAGAUGCUCCACCAAUGGAAAAACCUGAAGCUGUGAAAACUCAUCUACGCAACAUGAUCAUUGUUCCUGAAAUGGUUGGCAGUAUCAUUGGUGUCUACAAUGGAAAAGUUUUCAAUCAAAUUGAAAUCAAACCUGAAAUGAUUGGUCAUUAUUUGGGUGAAUUCAGUGUAACAUACAAACCAGUUAAGCACGGAAGGCCUGGUAUUGGUGCCACUCACAGCUCAAGGUUUAUUCCAUUGAAAUAAAUUAUAAUUUUUUUCACAAUAAAAUAAUUCAUGUGGUUCUUA
Molecule: messenger RNA, 626 nt
Organism: Acyrthosiphon pisum (pea aphid)
Lineage: Eukaryota; Metazoa; Arthropoda; Insecta; Hemiptera; Aphididae
Product: ribosomal protein S15-like
Exons: 4
Coding region: 132-584 (150 amino acids)
Biological process (GO): ribosomal small subunit assembly; translation
Cellular component (GO): ribosome; cytosolic small ribosomal subunit
Molecular function (GO): structural constituent of ribosome; RNA binding
Source: RefSeq, marked validated